Messenger RNA from Prunus armeniaca (apricot), 756 nucleotides. Lineage: Eukaryota; Viridiplantae; Streptophyta; Magnoliopsida; Rosales; Rosaceae. The record is from the annotation of a GenBank genome assembly.
AUGGUCUCCCUUUCGGUCUCGACCCCUAAUUUCACCACCCCUUUCGUCGGCCAAAAACUUACUUUUCGUGCAAAUACAAAGAAGCUGCCAACAUCUUACUCCCCUGUACGAACCCCUAGAUGUGCUGCCGAUACAUCUUAUGGAGGUAAUGUUCCAAAGUUCCCUCGAACCAGCAUUUGGGAUCCCUAUAAACGUCUUGGUGUAAGCUAUGAUGCUUCUGAGGAAGAAAUUUGGGGAUCACGAAAUUUUCUCUUGCAGCAGUAUGCUGGACAUGAGAGAAGUGAAGAAUCAAUUGAAUCUGCUUUUGAGAAAAUCUUGAUGGCCAGCUUCACACAGAGGAAGAAAACAAAGAUUAAUUUGAAGAGCAAGUUAAAAAAGAAAGUUGAAGAGUCUCCACCUUGGGUUAAGAAUCUGCUCAAUUUUGUGGAAGUUCCACCUAUUGAAGUCAUUUUCAGAAGAUUGUUCCUCUUUGCGUUCAUGGGUGGCUGGAGUAUCAUGAACUCAGCUGAAGGUGGACCUGCUUUUCAGGUGGCAGUCUCCUUGGCAGCUUGCAUAUAUUUCCUCAAUGAGAAGACAAAGAGCUUGGGCAGAGCUUGCAUUUUUGGGCUUGGAGCUCUUGUGACUGGCUGGGUAUGUGGUUCGGUUUUGGUACCCAAUAUUCCGUCAAUGCUAUUACACCCAACUUGGACUCUCGAGCUUGUAACGUCACUCGUAGUAUAUGUGUUCCUGUUUCUUGCUUGUACCUUUCUCAAGUAG